UGCUUUUCUGUGGGUGUGUCAAAUGCACUGAGGGCUUGAAGACUUCAAACUUGUUAGUCAGAACUUCCCAUCUGUUGCCUAGAAUGAUCUUGUGUUGAGUACACUCAAGGACCAAAGAGAAAGUGAAGAUGACCAGGAUCACCAUAUUUCGUCACUUUCUUACUUUUCUCCAAAUUAGUUUCAUUUUCGCCAUCACUGUUCUCACAUAUAACCAUUUCAUGAUGUCACAUGAAAGUCCUCACAGAGCAACCCAUUUCAGUAAAAAUCUGGACAUCAACAAGUCACAGUGCAAUUCCUGGGAAUCACACAAGAAAUGGAAGAGCCUGAACUUUACAAUAAAAAAAACAACAAAACUUUUCCUGUCACUGGAGGAUUUUUUCUGGAAGCAGCCCAUGUCCCAGCUACAUUUACCAUAUGGCCCUAGAGGAAGUGAGCUGAUGAUACUCAAGGUUCUUGCUGCAACUGCAAGUUAUGAGAUGCCAGCCCACAUUGAAAAUCUUGAAUGCAAAACAUGUGUGGUGGUAGGCAAUAGUUUUGCCAUCAAAAACACAUCCUUGGGGAACCUCAUUAACAAAUAUGAUGUAGUCAUGUGGUUAAAUGAUGCUCCAGUUAGGGGCUAUGAGCAGGAUGUAGGAAACAAGACCACCAUGAGGAUAUUUUACCCUGAAUCAGCCACCUCCAACCCUGCGUUGAACAAUGAGGAGGACACUCUGAUGGUCUUAGUGCCCUUUAAGCCAAACGAUCUGCGCUGGCUUAAAGAGAUACUCUAUGACGAGAAGAGGGACAGGAGAGGCUUUUGGAGGCCUCCUCCUCUAACCUGGGAGGUGAACAGCAGUAAUGUCAGAGUGUUGGACCCAUUCUUUAUGUAUGAGACUGGAAACCAGCUGGUUAAGAAUCAGAAGUCUUUUCGUCCAACCACCGGGUUCCUUGCUGUGUUUGUGGCUCUCAAUUACUGCGAUGUGGUCCACCUAGCUGGAUUUGGUUAUCCCUCAAAGAGUAACCCACAGCAACUCAUACAUUACUUUGGUCGAAAUACCAUGAACCAUAUGAAGAGCUCUCCACAUGACAUUGAUCGUGAAGGAAAAGUCUUAAAAAAGUUGGAGGAUUUAGGACGCCUUCAAGCUCUGGACACUGCACUGUCAGACACAGCAAGCCUUCUCUCCACAGCUCGCAUCGAUGUGCUGUCAUGGAGGAGUUCCUACCUGGGUGACUGUGACGCCAUCUCACUGGGGUAA
This is a messenger RNA of Oryzias melastigma (Indian medaka), 1235 nucleotides long. RefSeq names its product CMP-N-acetylneuraminate-beta-galactosamide-alpha-2,3-sialyltransferase 4. Gene Ontology annotation, molecular function: sialyltransferase activity. The transcript is spliced from 11 exons. Bases 129 to 1235 code for a protein of 368 amino acids. NCBI's taxonomy places the organism in Eukaryota, Metazoa, Chordata, Actinopteri, Beloniformes, Adrianichthyidae. Gene Ontology annotation, biological process: glycolipid biosynthetic process. The record is from RefSeq and is a predicted model, not a curated record.